Cuculus canorus (common cuckoo) is the source of this 7976-nucleotide messenger RNA. RefSeq names its product protein tyrosine phosphatase receptor type N2 (gene PTPRN2). Gene Ontology annotation, cellular component: secretory granule. The record is from RefSeq and is a predicted model, not a curated record. The transcript has 23 exons. Gene Ontology annotation, molecular function: protein tyrosine phosphatase activity. Lineage: Eukaryota; Metazoa; Chordata; Aves; Cuculiformes; Cuculidae. Gene Ontology annotation, biological process: protein dephosphorylation. The coding region runs from base 132 to 3317 and encodes 1061 amino acids.
GGCAGGCGGGGCCGGUCGCUGUCCCUGGUGCUGAAUCCUCUGCGUCUGCCGGAGCCGGGAGGCGGCGGGAUGGAGUGAGGGCCGGCGGCGGCGGGCAGGGGAGCGGGACGGCCGCCUGCGAUGGGCCAGGCAUGAUGGGGGCGCUCGGCUCCGUCCUGCCGCUGCUGCUGCCGCCGCUGCUGCAGCUCCUCGCCGCCGCCCCGCGCAGCCAGCCGCCCUCCGCCGCCGCCGGGGCGCGCACCGGCUGCCUGUUUGAGGAUGAUCUUUGCAAAUCUUUUGAAAUCUGUGUAAAUGAUGGACUGUUUGGGAGAUGUCAGCGAGUGCCAGUAAUAGACAUCUACGAAUACGACAUUUCACCCCCUGUUCUUCAGCGCCUAAGGAUCAUCCUGGAGAAGCUCUCACAGAAAGGUUUUACCUGGCAAGAUGAUUAUACACAGCACGUUAUUGGUCAGGAACUUGCAUCUAUUCACAAAAUCCACAACAGACGCCCUGAUCUAUUUGCAUCUGAAGGAUCUGACACAGCAAGGACCGUGGGCCAGAAUGCAGAUAAUGAACGAAAUUACAAUCUGGAAAAUGAUAUGAACUUGGCCAAGUCUCUUCAGCAAUAUCUUAAAUAUCUCAAUAUUCUCUCCCAGUCUGCAGCCACAAAUUUGCAUCCAAGGAAGACGAAUGACAAAGCUUCUGUCAAGAGCUACGUCUAUAAAGACCCUACCAGGUACUACAUGAUGCAAAAACCCAAAGAAAGAGCACCUCCUUUGGCCCCUGCAUCAACAUCCCAUCAACAGCAUGCUGAAAAUUUCCAUGGGAGGACCUUCAACCAGCCUCAGCCAGACAUGUUCUCGCCAGAAUCUGAAACGGGGCUUGACCAAAAAACUCUGAUGGCUGCACUGCAUUCGUACAUCACUCAGAACUUGUCAGCACAAAGCUAUGAUAAAAGCUCUCACAGCAGGACUAAAGGGUCUCACAUUUAUGCCGAUAGAUUCUACUCUUCACAAGUCAGUCCUUUUGAUGGAACAUUUGCCAAAGGAAAAUCAGAAGAUUUUAAAAUGAAGAAACUGCUCCAGCCAAGACCUGCACCAGGAGUGCUGAGACCAACCCCUGAGAUGCUGAAUCAUAAAUCUGCUUUCCAGGAUGAUCCAAAGGACCCUCUGAGUGUAGUGGAUGAGACACUUAUUAAAGGUGUAUUGAAGGACCUAGAGAAACACCAGGUGAAUGUGGAGAAUCUCAGCUCAACAGAACUGGAUGAGAUUGCUGAGACUAUUGCCAAUGCAAUUCAAACAGUUGGCAUUCAGGAAGAAAUCAAAAAGGAUGCUGAAAAACCUACAGAAGACAAAAUAGAAACACAAAUGAAGAAAGGAGGUGCCCAAGAAAAGACAGAGAUUCAAACUGGAUUAAUGGAAAACAGUGUUAACAUACCAGAAAAUGACGUGCGCGAAGCCAGUGCCAAAACUGAUAAAGAGGAGAACACUGCAAAACUAAUUAACUUCUUGAAUGAGAAUGCAUUACCUGAAAAUAUGCCUGAAGAUCUUGGACCUGAAAAAUCUUCCAAGUCAGAAACCAAGAAAUCUGACUCUUCUUCCUCAGAAGAAAUGGAUGCUGGUGUGGAAAAUGUAAAAAGUGAGACUUUCUCAAGGAAACUGAUAUCUGCAGAAAACAGUGAAUCUGACUCCAAAGACCCAAGUGAGACCCGCUACAGGAUUAAGAGCCCUUUAAUGCAGGAUGGAAACUCCCAUGGAGAGCCUCAGAAAAAUAUGGGACAAGGCUUACAAUUUGAAGUGAAGUCUUCAGAAGAGAAAGAAUAUGGCUAUAUUGUGACAAUGAAAGACCCCCUGAGUGUGGAAAAGGGCUCGGAGUUAAUAAAGGAAGUGGCAGAUCUCCUGAAGCUGCCGAUGAGUGCCUUCAAUGAUGUCAACGUGCUGGGACCAGCUGUGACCUUCAGAAUGCACUCAAAUCUCCAAAACAUUUCAACUGCAGAUGUUGCCAAAGCAGCAGCCAUAAACAAAGAGAAGCUUGAAAAAACAACUGGACUGAAAAUUCUGCAGACUGGUGUGGGGGAGAAAAGCAACGUCCCGCCGCUCCCGCAGCGCGGGGAAGAAGCAGAGUCGGCCAAAUUCCUCCUCCUCACCCUCCUCUCCCUCGCCUGCAUCGCCGGGGUCCUGGUGGCGUCGGGGGUCGCCUACUGUCUCCGCCACCGCGCCCGGCACCGGCUGAAGGAGAAGCUCUCGGCUCUGGGGGCCGAAACCGGCUCGGACGCCCCCGCUGCUUAUCAGGAGCUAUGUCGUCAGCGCAUGGCAGUGAAAACAUCUGAUCGCCCGGAGCCCCUCCAUGCUUCUCGAAUAAACAGUGUUUCUUCACAAUUUAGUGAUGGGCCCAUUCCCAGCCCUUCAGCCCGGAGCAGCACAUCGUCCUGGUGUGAGGAACCAGUCCAGUCCAAUAUGGACAUCUCCACCGGUCACAUGAUUUUGUCCUACAUGGAAGAUCAUCUGAAAAACAAGAAUCGUCUGGAGAAAGAGUGGGAAGCUCUGUGUGCUUACCAGGCAGAACCCAAUGCCACCAUCGCUGCGCAGCAGGAGGAAAAUAUCCAGAAGAAUCGCUCACGAGCUGUAGUGCCAUAUGAUCAUUCCAGGAUAUGUCUUAAAGCUGAAAACAGCCAUGACAAUUCAGACUACAUCAAUGCUAGCCCAAUUAUGGACCAUGAUCCCCGAAACCCAGCAUAUAUUGCCACCCAGGGCCCUCUCCCUGCUACUGUUGCUGACUUCUGGCAGAUGGUCUGGGAGAACGGCUGUGUUGUUAUUGUCAUGCUGACACCCCUGAUGGAAAACGGAGUCAAACAGUGCUACCACUACUGGCCAGACGAAGGGUCAAAUCUCUACCACAUCUAUGAGGUAAACCUUGUCUCGGAGCACAUCUGGUGCGAGGAUUUCCUUGUGAGGAGCUUCUAUCUGAAGAACCUGCAGACAAACGAGACCCGCACAGUGACACAGUUCCACUUCCUCAGCUGGAACGAUCAGAGGGUUCCUGCUUCCACAAGAUCACUUCUGGAUUUCCGCAGAAAAGUAAACAAGUGCUACAGGGGUCGCUCUUGUCCAGUAGUUGUUCACUGCAGCGAUGGUGCAGGAAGAAGUGGAACCUACAUUCUAAUUGACAUGGUUCUCAAUAAAAUGGCCAAAGGUGCUAAAGAGAUUGAUAUUGCUGCUACCCUGGAGCACUUGAGGGACCAGAGACCAGGCAUGGUCCAGACAAAGGAGCAGUUUGAGUUUGCUUUGACAGCGGUUGCAGAGGAAGUGAAUGCAAUACUCAAGGCACUUCCCCAGUGAGCAGCUCAGUCUUCUGUAGGUUCUUGCAAGAUCCAUCCCUCGUUUUCUUCAUCCUCAGUCCCUGUGAAUGUUCUUGGAAACCGUGACUUGAACUUACCUGUGUAUCUUCUGUUGUAACCACAUAGUGAUAGGGUCCUUAUAAACUCCUUUAGCUGGUAAAAGUUCAACAGUUAAAAUGUGUAUUCUGUUUUUUGGGGUUUAAAAGAAAUUUUUAAAAGUACAUUGAAGCCUCGGAUUAAGUGACAGAACAAUCCAUCUGAUUCCUUUCACAAUCUCAAAGCCCUGAAUGUCACACUUUGAAAGCACACAUUCAUGUUCUUAAUAGCAAAUAUACAGUAUUGUGGGUAAUUAGUGCAGUCAAUAUAGUCUCAGAAAACAGUGUUCUGUUAUAUUUUGUAACUUUUCAAAGGCUGAAUAAGAGUAGAGGGCCUGAAGAGGAUGGUGAUUGUUCCUAUACAAUGCCGAGCAAAAGCAUGGAACAGUGCUGAGGGUGUGAGUAAACACAGAUCCAGGCUCUAGCAAAGAGAGCUUGCACCUCCUCAUGCUGGGCUUUGGCAAGCAAAUGUUCUCUUAACUGUUGUUUACUUUUCAGCUUUGUGUCAUGAAUGGAAGAAAAUCUGAACUGUAAGUAAAUAGGCCUGCACAGUCGUUGCAACAGGGGAGAACAAGUUGGUCACAUUAAUGGGAACCAGAGGGAUAACGAGCACCGUGUGCUCUGACAACAACUCUGACCAUAUACCUACCACUGACAGCAGGGAAAAGGAGAAAGUAGGCUCACCUCAGGUGAUGGGGAAUGGCCCUGUCAACAGUCAGGUAAAUGUCCAGAGCUGUUAUGGAAACGGGUCGUUGAUUUUAUGGGAUUACUGAGGAAGAAAAUGGGACUCUCCUCUUUAUAUUUUUGCAUUUCCCUAUGUAAAACUGUGCUGUGCCAUUCGUUUUAGCCAGGAAAAUAUAUUUCUGUAAAAGCCUGGCUGAAGGAGAAAUCUCCAGUCUGCAUUUUAUGAUUCUCAUCGAGUUUGUAUGAUACAGACGUUCGUUGCACCUUUCUGCAGAGGCUCUGGUUGCUCCUUGUUCUGAAUGAUACCUAUUUUAAAUAACCAUUAAGGGAUACAGAAGCACACAGGUUGAAUUUCAGAGAUUCUUGUGUUCUCAAAAUUCUAAUGCCUAAUGUUGCAAAGUAAUGCUAAAAUAUGUCUGUAAAUUGUUUAGUUAUGCAAUCUUGCUUACGUGAAUUCAGAGGUUUAGUUGUGGUGGUCUUCUAAAGGAUGAAAUGACUGAUAAAAAAAACUCUGAUAAGUUUGAAUAAAGGGCCUGAGAGUAAAAUCAUCAAAGGUACCUAAGUGAUCUAGGCUUUUAAUUUCUAUUUCAAAAGUGAAUACUUGGAUGCUUUUUCAUAUUUUAUCCUAAAUCUCUCUGAUUCAAGAAUUUGGGAUGCUUUUUUUUUCGGAAAUCCUAACAGUGUUGUGUGCUUGAAACCAUAUUAGGCUAAUCAUAUGACUUCAGUGCUGGAAAAUAUAUCAUUGAAUUUAAUUUGGGAAGGGGAUGCUUUUAUAAACUUCUAAUCAGUGAAAUGUUUAAGAUACAAUAUUGAAGAGUUUCGCAGGCACCUGUCAAAAUCAACCAUGUUGCAAUUCUGUGUUGUAGGUGUGGAUAUUGGUGAUUUCUUAUUUUUAGCUAUUAAAGAGUUACUUAAAAAAAAAAAAAAGCAGAAGGCUUGUUACUUUUUGCCAUACAUUUUUUGUAUGCUUUACUUGAUAUGUGUUGUUGCUUAAUUUGUGCGUUCCAUUACUAUAGCAGUACAGAACGGUUACUGCAGAUGCCAUCAUCCUCUUAAGUACACAUACUGUACAUUAAGCCACAUGUUUAUUUUAUGGCCUAAGCAUUUUAGAGCUUUCCUAGCAAUAACUAAAAAAACUAAUGGAGUAUGAAUGAGAAAAUUGCCUUUUUCAUUUGAUAAUUUAGGUUUAACAGGAUUCUUUUAUUACUUUAGCUAACACAAAAUUGCAGAUCAGGGCAGAUGAGAUCAGUUUGAGCAGUAUCAGCAAGUGUUUGAAGUAGAUUUACUCUGAGCCAUGUACUGCAGCUUUCUGAAAAUAUAGGUAUUUAUAUCUGAACAAACUGUCCAAAGAAGCAAACUUAGAAGCAAAAUAUAGGUAUUUAUAUCCAAACAAAUUGUCUAAAGAAGCAAAAUUAGAGUAUCCGAAGCCAAGCCCUCCAAUUAUUGGGUUGAAUUAUUUCCCAUUGCAAGAUGUUAUGACAUUACCUACUGCCAAUGGGAUAAUGGGUUUUUAGCGCAGAUUUCUGCCCUGGGAUUCAUUAGAGUUUGCAUUCCGACUGUCCCUGUGCAUACCACAACCAUGGCUGACAACACUUUCGUUUGCACUUCAGGAAUAUUUUUUAAUUGUUCCUUUGCAAAUAUUUGCGUUUCGUAAUAGCAAUUUCAGGGUGAUCCCUAUUAAUUCACAGGCAGCUGAGUGUAGGACUUAAAUAUUGUUCUUCAUGCUUUGGAGUUUAUUUAGCGUAGAUUAGAGGGCAUUAAUCUUCCCCAAGGCUAAUGGGGCAAGGAUGUAUUGUUUUAUUCAUACUUGUAGACCAGUUUACACAAUAGAAAGAUUCAGUCUUACUCAGAGGGCUGGAGUAUCUCCCACUGAAUGUCAUUGACAAUUGUGUGAUUUCAGCUGUGGUUUUUAUGGUUCUUCCACAACGAGGUGCCAGGCUUAUUCUGUUAACUGUAAACUAUCACGCAGAGUAUUUCAUCUGUGCGGGUGAUGUACUAUUCACACCUCUCAAUAAACGCCUGCUUCUGGGGGUGAUAAUCUGCUGCAGGGCUUAUUAGUGAAACACAGGUUUCACUGUACCAGGGUGAUCCUGAGGGGUUUGACAAUCCAUUUCCCCAGAAGAUGCCAAAGCCAUGGAAGAAGCCACAGAGAUGGAUUUCUUUACCCUUUUCACUGCACUUGGCUUAAUCCUUAUGAUUCGGUGAAGGAUGUUGUUCAGGCCACCAUCUGGCCACUUGCGCUGGACGUGGGAUCUGCCUCAUAUUCACUGGCAGGCAGAGUUGAGCUUCUUCCUGGAAUCUGAGAUCAUCUGAGAGCCCAGAGUCAAAUAAGUUCUUCCCUAUUCAAUUUUCUGCUUGAUCUUUAGUAAACUGCUUGCAAUUGAAGCUUGGGCUGGUGCCUGACAUGUAGCCAUAAACAGCAUAUGUUUAAUACUGACCAUCCUCAUCUUCUCUAUAAAGACAAAUUGAAUCUACAGGUGCUGUUUGUGUGGUUGAAACUUUAAAUGACAUUUAAGGGACAGAGCCGCAGGAGGGCAAUUUAACCCUGGUGCUCACAGCUUUCAGAGCCUGUGGCAGAGCGAGGAAAUAGGCACAGGAUUGGGCAUAGCUGCUGGUCUCAAGCAAGGCAUCGAUGAGCGAACCAGACUCCACACCUAUGCUGUCCUGAUGGGUGCAGACGUGAGAGAUGAAGAGGUGGUGGUUGUCACCAGCAUAGAUAGAUCGUAGGAGUCACCCUUCCCAUGACAGGGGUCAGGAUUUGGAGAGAUGAAGGGGCAGGACAGCACCGUUCCCCAAGCCCCUGGAGGUUCAACCGUAGCCGCUGGGAAAACUGUGUGAGGUUUUGCUGUUGACUUCACAUAUAUCAGGUGAGCGCUCCAACCAUUACUAUUGAUUCAUCUGUGGGACCCAGUGCAGCCCAGAUAACAUCCAGUGGAAGUCUUUGGCGAUUGUGAGGGACAAGAAGGAAUUUCAGUAGAAAAUUCCUUAUCCAAAUCUCAAUCCAGUAGCAAACCACUCAAGAUUAUUUUUAUAAACUAAACAUUUAAAACAUUUAAAAAUAUUUUUUUAAAUCUACACCAGUGACUAAACCUUAUUCCGUUCUCUAGCUUGCAUGCAGAACCAAUCUUCAUCCAUCCCCAGGGGAAUGACAGCUAUAGUACCUGUAAGGAGUUCACGCUUUAUUAGCCAAGUGGAACAUUAAUAAAACGUAGCCCAUUUCGUAAUUUCCAGAAUAGUCAUUAAUUUAAAAAACUGUUUAUUGGAAUAGAAAACAAGUAUUUGAUUAGCUUUGUUACAGAACAAUAGCUCUCUUAAUUUUUAUUCUGCAUAUUUUAUUCUUUGUUUAGAAAAUUCUCUUAAGAUGCAGUUGAGAUAAUUCGCUUUUUAAAACUGUACAGUUUCUAUGGUUUUUCUUUUUAAAUGAAAGAGUACACUUUGUAGAUUUGAUUAUUAUAUUUUUCUGUCAAGAUUACAUUGGGCAUUACGAAAGCAUUCCCCACCAUAGUGAAAAGAAAGCUAUCCUGUUGGUUUAUUGUAAAAGAGAAAAAAAAUAAUUAAAACAAAAUUGCAGAGCUGUGGCAUACUCAAUCCAAUUAGAGCAUGACUCUUUACUACUCUUCAUUUACCACAUUAGAAAUAAAAUAAAGUUACACCAGCAAGAUUUCAUUUGAAGCUGUUCUUGCAUGCUGUUUGUACUGUAUUUGAUGGCAUAAUAUUGCUUUGUUUACAACCUUUUCUUUGUCAUUCUAUUAUAUUCUAUAUGUAUAUAGUUUAACAAAAAAAAAAAAAGAUUAUAUAAAGUAUUUUGUUCUACCUCUGUAAAAAUCAUAUUUGUGAAUAAAGUCACAUUGUCUGUGGAGUGUGAUAUUGUGAAUACAGUA